CCCUCCACCUGUCCAGUGCGGCAGUGCCUCGUCUUAUCCUCACCCGCUUCCCGCCGCCGGCGGCCUACCUGCAACUUAACAAUGGCGAUGGCGGCGAGGGUCCCGGCAGCGGACGUCAAUCUGUACCCCUCAUCGCCGUUUGCUGCAUCUCUCUGCCACCGCCCAGGCGACGCCGCCCUUCACGCCCCUCCCCGCGUACCAUCCAGAACUCCGCGGAGACUGGAGGAAUCCAACAGGAUCAUCUGCAGGGCUGCAGAGGAGCAGGGCGCCGGAGGAGCCAGGAGGACGAGGAGGGAGCCGCUGCGGCGGGGGGCCGUCAGCGCGCGCCUCCCGGUGCCGGACCACAUACCCCGGCCACCGUACGUCGGGGCGGACGCCAUCCCGGACGUGUGCCCGGACCGGCAGGUGCACGACGGCGAGAGCAUCAUGCGUAUGCUGGACGCCUGCGAGCUCGCCGCCCGCGUUCUGCAGUAUGCAGGAACACUGGUCAAACCGGCUGUGACGACGGAUGAGAUCGACAGGGCUGCGCACCAGAUGAUCGUCGACGCCGGCGCCUACCCGUCACCCCUCGGAUACGGCGGGUUUCCGAAGAGUGUCUGCACGUCGGUGAACGAGUGCACCUGCCAUGGAAUCCCUGAUUCUCGCGAGCUACAGGAUGGAGACAUUAUCAACAUUGAUGUUACCGUCUACUUAAACGGCUAUCAUGGGGACACCUCAAGAACAUACCUUUGUGGAGAUGUUGAUGAACCUACUAAACAACUUGUCAAGGUCACUGAAGAGUGCAUGAUGAGGGGCAUAUCGGCCUGCAGACAUGGUGCUAGUUUCAAAGAAAUCGGCCAGAGAAUAAGUGACGGCUCUGCUUGGGUUGUUUUAGUGAGCACGCGGAGAAGUAUGGAUACGGCAUCGACCCCUUCGUUGGGCAUGGCAUUGGGAGGAUAUUCCAUUGUGAACCCAUCAUAUGGAGCACAUACGAUUACGAGCCGGGUUUCAUGGUCGCAGGCCAGACAUUCACCAUCGAGCCAACGCUGUCGAUGGGGAGCACCAAGUGCGUGCUGUGGGACGACGGCUGGACGGCGGUGGCGGCGGACGGCAGCCUCAGCGCGCAGUUCGAGCACACCGUGCUGGUCACCCGCGACGGCGUGGAGAUCCUCACGGGCUGUCCGUAGCGGCAUCUGAUCAGGGUGGAAACUGCUACUGCCACCGGCCCACCGCCGAUGGACGGUUGUAAGUGUAAGUUCAGUACUGACACAGUUACAACACAAGCAAAGAGACUCCAACUCAGUCUCAGCCUCAGCCUCUUAACUGAUUGAUGCCGUGUUCCUGUGAUUGCCGAUCCGUUGCCUUGUGAUCAUAUACCAAUGCCGACAUGGACACACAAUAGUCCGGCACGACGACGGAUUAAGGGUUCCUGACACUCCUGGAUGCCUGCAUCUCUACCUCACAAUAAGUGGGCCCAUAUAUUGUAUGUGACGAAUUCUUCUUCUAUAAAAAAAAAUCUGUAAUAACAGCAUCCGUUAUGUUCGAGAAAAAAAAAUAACAGUGUCCAUUAGUUCAGUUAGCUUGGUUAGCUUAGAAACAUCAUCAUUCAAGUCGUAACUGGAUUCAAGGUUCUAAAAAACACUAGACGCUAGGCGAACGCUUGUCUAUGGUUUAGAGUUUUUUGUGAUUAAACGUAGAUUGAACAUGAUUAAACGUGUGUUGUGAUUAAACGACACUGUGAUUAAACGCAACGCUUGGCCACCGUUCAGCGUUUAAUCAAGAUUAAACGAUGUUUAAAAACGUUUUUUA
Panicum virgatum (switchgrass) is the source of this 1788-nucleotide messenger RNA. RefSeq names its product methionine aminopeptidase 1B, chloroplastic-like. The transcript has 10 exons. Gene Ontology annotation, molecular function: metalloaminopeptidase activity. Bases 82 to 1176 code for a protein of 364 amino acids. The record is from RefSeq and is a predicted model, not a curated record. Gene Ontology annotation, biological process: proteolysis. NCBI's taxonomy places the organism in Eukaryota, Viridiplantae, Streptophyta, Magnoliopsida, Poales, Poaceae.